Messenger RNA from Phyllostomus hastatus (greater spear-nosed bat), 318 nucleotides. Its product is annotated as U1 small nuclear ribonucleoprotein C-like. The record is from RefSeq and is a predicted model, not a curated record. NCBI's taxonomy places the organism in Eukaryota, Metazoa, Chordata, Mammalia, Chiroptera, Phyllostomidae. Bases 1 to 318 code for a protein of 105 amino acids. Gene Ontology annotation, molecular function: pre-mRNA 5'-splice site binding; zinc ion binding. Gene Ontology annotation, cellular component: U1 snRNP. Gene Ontology annotation, biological process: spliceosomal snRNP assembly; mRNA splicing, via spliceosome; mRNA 5'-splice site recognition. The transcript has a single exon.
AUGUACCUCACCCGUGACUCUCCAUCUGUGAGAAGGACGCAAUGCAGUGGUAGGAAACACAAAGAGGACGUGAAGGACUGCUCUCAGAAAUGGAUGGAAGAGCAGGCUCAGAGCCUGACUGACAAAACACCGGGUCCUCCUCGCCCUGGUAUGAUGCCAGCACCCCAUAUGGUAGGCCCGCCCAUGAUGCCAAUGAUGAGUCCUUCUCCUCCUGGGUAUUGCCAGUUGGGACCUGCUUCUAGAAUGAGGCCACAGAUUGGAGGGCACAUGCCAGUGAUGCCUGAGCCCCCAAGACAAGACCUGCUGCCCACCCUGUGA